CCCACGAUGGCCCCCUCGACCCUCCUCUCCUAUGUGCGUGCGCAGGUUACUGUCGAUGUCGACUCCAUGGACCCCGCCGUGGCCGCGCGCCACACGACCGAUUCGGCCAAGUUCUGCGACAUGACGUCCAACCAGGCCAUCGUCUUCACCGAGGCGUCCAAGCCCGAUCGCGCCGCGCUGCUCGCCGAGGCGUGCGCCCUCGCUGCAAAGAAGAACACGGGUGACAUCGAUCUACAGGUCGAGGACGCGCUCGACAUUCUGACGGUCCUCCUUGCUAAACAGGUCUUCCCGUAUCUCACAGGGCGUGUGCAUGCGCAGACAGCGCCUGCCGUGGCGUACGAUGCCGAGGGCACGGUCGCGCAUGCCAAGAGGCUCCUCGCCAUCUUCGAAGCUCAUGGAAUGGACAAGUCCCGCGUGUGCUUCAAAAUCCCCGCCACGCCCGAGUCCAUUAUCGCCUGCGGGCGGCUCGAGGAGGAAGGUAUUCGCACUCUCGCCACCUGCCUCUUCUCUCUCCCACAGGCUGUCGCUGCCUCCCAGGCCGGAUGUCUCUAUGUAGCGCCGUACUUCAAUGAGCUUCGCGUCCACUUCGAGCCGGGUGUUUGGAAGGAAUAUGCUGACACCGCGACGGAGCACCCGAUGUCGCCGGUCAUUUCCUCGAUCGUCCAGACGUACACGAAGAUUGGCUCCAAGACACUCGUCAUGCCUGCCAGCAUUGUGACGUCGACGGAGGUAGUCGCCCUGGCGUCGUUGCGCCCUAACCACCUCACCUUGGCGGGCGGAGUCCUCGAUCAGCUCGCGGCGGCCCAGAGCCCCGCCGACGACCCGAAGCCGCAGCAACCACCGCCCGCCGCAGCCAACGGUACCAGCGAGAAUGGCCCGGCCGUCGAGAAGACCGACUUUCUCGCGAACGGCGCUGACGCAUUAAGGCAGGCCCUGGCCGUGGACGCGGAGGCCACGCGCAAGCUGGCGGAUGCCCUGAAAAUCUUCGGCGAGAUGGAACAGAAGACGAAAGAUCUCAUCCGCAAGCAGCUGAGCAGCCAGUAACGCCGCUCCCCUCGACGUCGUCCGAAACGCAUCUUACAUCA
Messenger RNA from Rhodofomes roseus, 1085 nucleotides. Its product is annotated as aldolase. The record is from RefSeq and is a predicted model, not a curated record. The coding region runs from base 7 to 1044 and encodes 345 amino acids. Gene Ontology annotation, cellular component: intracellular anatomical structure. Gene Ontology annotation, molecular function: transaldolase activity. Lineage: Eukaryota; Fungi; Basidiomycota; Agaricomycetes; Polyporales; Fomitopsidaceae. The transcript has 7 exons. Gene Ontology annotation, biological process: pentose-phosphate shunt, non-oxidative branch; carbohydrate metabolic process.